Molecule: messenger RNA, 777 nt
Organism: Pediculus humanus corporis (human body louse)
Lineage: Eukaryota; Metazoa; Arthropoda; Insecta; Psocodea; Pediculidae
Product: Inhibitor of growth protein, putative
Exons: 4
Biological process (GO): regulation of DNA-templated transcription
Cellular component (GO): nucleus
Source: RefSeq, a predicted model, not a curated record
AUGACUACUGCUUUAUACCUUGAACACUAUUUAGAUAGUUUGGAACAUUUACCUGUUGAGCUCCAGAGAAAUUUUACACUAAUGAGGGAUCUAGAUACAAGAGCUCAAAAUUUAAUGAGGACAAUUGAUUCUCUUGCCGAUCAGUACCUGAGAAAUGUCAAUACCAUGUCAUUAGAAAAAAGAAAAGAACAAAUGGAAUGUAUUCAAAGUCAAUUUAAUAAAGCAAAAGAAUAUGGAGAUGACAAAGUACAAUUAGCCAUACAAACAUAUGAAUUAGUUGACAAACACAUUCGAAGACUGGAUUCCGAUUUAGCCAGAUUCGAAGCUGAAAUUCAGGAUAAAGCAUUAUCGAAAACUCAUACAGAUGAUUUAUCUUCUCAAAAAAAAGGUAGGAAAAAGACUAAAGAUGGUAAAGAAUCUGGGAAAAAAAGAGGGAAAGGAGCAUCUAGUGAAGAAGAAGCCAAAACGAGAAAGAAACAAAAGAAAAGUGGUGCUGGUAGCAGUAGUAGUAAAGGAAGUACAAAUGUUGCUCCAUUAGUCGAUGCUAGAAUCGCUUCAGUUUUACCAGGAAUUCCUCACCCAGCAGAUGUAUUAGACAUGCCAGUAGAUCCCAACGAGCCUACUUAUUGUUUAUGUCACCAGGUUUCCUACGGAGAAAUGAUCGGUUGCGACAAUGUAGAUUGCCCUAUUGAAUGGUUUCAUUUUGCUUGUGUUGGUUUAAUAACGAAACCUAAAGGAAAAUGGUUUUGUCCAAAAUGUACAGCCGAUAGGAAGAAA